Molecule: messenger RNA, 276 nt
Organism: Lottia gigantea (owl limpet)
Lineage: Eukaryota; Metazoa; Mollusca; Gastropoda; Lottiidae
Exons: 3
Biological process (GO): intracellular protein transport
Cellular component (GO): Sec61 translocon complex
Source: RefSeq, a predicted model, not a curated record
AGUUCAACAAGUGUAGGUUCUGGAGGUAGAACUGCAGCCUCAGCUAAAUCGCUAUCUCCCAGAAGCGGUGGAACUGUGGCUAGACAAAGGAAACCAGGAGGCACUCCCUCAGCAGGUUCCCGUAAAACAGCAGGUAGUAGCGCUGGUAUGUGGAAAUUUUACACAGAAGAUUCUCCAGGUAUCAAAGUGGGUCCAGUUCCAGUCUUAGUCAUGAGUUUGUUUUUCAUCGCUUCUGUUUUUAUGUUACACAUUUGGGGUAAAUACACUCGGUCAUAG